Molecule: messenger RNA, 1807 nt
Organism: Mycena citricolor
Lineage: Eukaryota; Fungi; Basidiomycota; Agaricomycetes; Agaricales; Mycenaceae
Source: the annotation of a GenBank genome assembly
AUGUCUCCCUCCACCACCUCAGCUCGUCUCUCAAGCGACAUAAGAGCUCUCACAGAUGCGCUGACAAGGAUAUCUGGCUUCGCAUCAUCUCUGUCGCCCUCGAAACACCAGGAAGCCACCUCCCAUAGGACCUUUCACCAUGUCUCGACGCUUCUGAAUAGAGACGGAUCGGAGAAAGACAUGGCCCUUUCAGGAGUCUCGCUUCACCACCGGUUCUUGCUGUUUGCUGUGUGCUCCGAAGACGAGUCAGCGCAGUCUGGCAAGAGUACAUCAAGGAAGAUGAAGAUCGAGCAUCUACGCACUACGAAGAGGUGCACAUCACCAGAGCACAUGGACGCUCUGCUUAACUCAGGAUUGGAGAGUGUUCCCUUGAGGCAGCAUACCCUCGACCUCAGCCGUAUCCUCGAAGGGUUCGCUGCAUACGAUAUCCCAGCUGAAGAACGAGAGGAUCGUCAAUCCAAGUGUCUCGUUUUCAUCCUCCAGAGGUCCUUCGGUAAGAUAGCCCAGCGGUUCAACACCAUCCAAUCCUUUUUCCUUCGAGAACCAUGGUGGAAAUUCGCCAUUGGAUGGCAACCCAGCAAAGACGAACUGAAGCCGAAGAAGUUCAGUCUCAAGCCUCAUAUUGCGAUCAUCUACAAUGCCUUGUCGCCUGGGACGAUGCCAUUUGGUGCUUCGGUUAUUCUAGAUACUGCCAUGGCCGGAAAAUGUGUGCAGGGCCUCGGUGUGCUUCUGGAUGUCAUCGACAGGAAGAUCUGGACCUGUCGAUCAGCGUCUGCUUCGGAAGAUAGUUGGGAACGACUGAACACGACGAUAAGAAUGUUGUACUCGCUCUUAUAUGAGAGCGACAUACUCCGGCACAUCCUCUAUCUCCCAUGCUUUUCGCUGCACAUACAAUCACUAUCAACUGAUGAAGACAGAUGCGACGGGCCUUUUCUCUUCCGUCAACUGCAACGGGUAGUUGCCUGGCAUCGGGCGCUGCUUGUUCUAUCGGGGACGAAAGUAGUCCGUGCUGCGAUCCCCGUCGACUUGAGCGUCAUAGAUGUUCCCCCGUCUCCCUCAGACCGCACUGCGAUCAUGAAACUGGUCCACGAACUCUACCCGGCGAGCUCGUCCGAGACGAUGAGCCUUAUCGACUCGUAUCUUCUUGAUUUUGGGGUCUAUGACAUGGAUGCCAAGUUUCCCGCCCACCACAAGGCCAAUCUCCUGGGAGUAGUCAUGGCUGCAGAUUCACCCAACAUCGCCUCUCUGUUCGACGCCACUACCGCAUCAGAUCCUAGACGACUGCAUGCUUUGAAAGAUGUGGGUCAGUUUCCCAGCGUUGAUGUCCUAUCUGAUAAAUUGAAGGGUUUGUUGCAAGCGUUGGGUACCUCUGCAUCUUGUUGUUACAUGUGCGACAAACUGGCGUCUCUUCUUUCUAUCGAUCCGUCGGCCCCAGCACCUUCUUUCUACGACACAGUGCACCAGCCGUGGUCUCCUCCGCUAGGCUCUACAGUACAAGUCCUCCGACUCCUGCGCUCUGAUCUCAUGGAUCAGCUCAGACGCUAUCUUGACUGGGUCGUUCUCCAGGAGUCGUCCAAUCAGCGCAUCGAAGAAGAGAAGCCGUUGAGGAAGAUUCCGGGGCAGGGUUCCAUGUUUCACAUGAUUGAGACGAUAAUCGCAUCCCAUGUCAAGGGCUGAAGUUGGACUUGGAACAUAUCAUGCCUCGUUUACCUAUCUUUUUGGAAAUCGCUUAUCUAAUGUUGUAAUCCCUCGCUGCCUUCGCAUAUCUUGAAGCGGAUAAAGUAGAAUCUGGAAUCUGAAAUAUAAU